Moneuplotes crassus is the source of this 578-nucleotide messenger RNA. The record is from the annotation of a GenBank genome assembly. NCBI's taxonomy places the organism in Eukaryota, Ciliophora, Spirotrichea, Euplotida, Euplotidae.
AUGGGGUCAUGCUCUGGAAAAUCGAAUAAAACGAAAGAUGCUCAUGGUAAGGCUGAUUUAAAAUCAGCCCUAGCAGCAGCAUCGAGUAAGAUUGGUAAAGAAAAGAAUAUCAAAGAACUCAGAGUUAAAGAAGAGGAGAAGAGUGUUUUGGAAUGUAUUAAAAGUAAAGAUGUAGAAUCAGCAAUGCUUCAUGUAACAGCAACUCUUUAUGAGAGCACUAGAAUAUCUUGCUAUCAAAGAAUAAUCGAGCAUUUGAACAUUCUUAUAGCCAACCUUCGAGAUAUAUUCGAAGAUGGAGUCAAUUCUAGCACCCUUGAAAGUGCAAAUGCUGUAGUAUAUAGUGCAAACAAGCUCACUAGUUUCAAAGAAUUAAUCACUGCUAAAAGAGAGCUUAAAAAGUACAUGAAUAAAAAUGACUACUCAGAAGCUUGCAAAAGUGUUUGUGUAGAUGCUACUCUUAAAGAUAAUUUCCACAAAGAAAUCUUCUCCAACGAAGAAAAACUCGAAAAGCUCACCGAAAUCGACAAGUCCAAGCCUACUAAUCUCGCUAUAUAACCCAAUUUCUUCCUGAUUUCUCC